Gossypium raimondii (Peruvian cotton) is the source of this 3743-nucleotide messenger RNA. Its product is annotated as phytosulfokine receptor 1. The record is from RefSeq and is a predicted model, not a curated record. NCBI's taxonomy places the organism in Eukaryota, Viridiplantae, Streptophyta, Magnoliopsida, Malvales, Malvaceae. Gene Ontology annotation, molecular function: protein binding.
AAUGCACAAAAUAACCGUUACCGCAUCUAAUCUGGCGGUGAUGUCAAUUUCUGAGCAUAAGCACCGCAUGUCUGCAACAUCAAAAGCACCAAAACCAGCUUUGGUGAUUGGAAUUGGAUGUCGAAGUAACCCCACAAGCCUGGCAACUCCUUGCCAUCUUUUUAUCUUAAGCCCUUUACUUGUCCGAGUUUGGGCUUUUAUAGGUCUCACUACUUCCAUCAUCACCAGAAUGCUGCCGUAAGCUACUCAAUUCGUCGAACGUUUGGGCAAAAGCACGUUGGGGUUGUCUUACGGGCUGAGCCGGAGAUGCGUAGUACCACUACUAGAGCAGGUGGGGUUUUGUUGCCCAUCAUCAAGUUCUCUUUGUCUGCUGGAGAUUCGUCAUGUAAAAAGCAAUUGCAGGUUUGCCUUAAUUUCAAUUUCUUUACAUUUUUAGUUUGAAUUUGGCGGUCGGAAAUAUUAAUUUUAUACCGUUUGAAUCUGCCUUAAUUCAAUUUUCCAGAAAAUAGCUCACCAUAAAUUUUUUUCUUUCUUCUUCUUCCUCCUGACAACUUACUGAGAACAUGCAGGCUGCGAUCAUCAUAUGCGUUUUGUCAAUGGUGGGUGGGUGGUAGAAUAAGUAAUAUUAAUGACCAUAGAUUAAAAAUUAAUCAAACAAAAAACAGUAAUAGAUUAUCCCAACUUCUAAUUUACUAAGAACUGAACCCAGAUGAUAGAUGCUAUAAAGAUAGUAGUAACAAGUCUUUGGUAAAAAUACGGUAAAUCAUGUUAAUAUCCCAUUGCCAUCAACAUCAAUUAGGGUAUUGCUGUGAAGCCUAAUUAAAACUUCUGCUUUGCGUGUCACUGCAACCUGAUUUCAUCUUUGGAAUCUUAUCCUCUAACCUUAUUUAGACUUUUCAAGAGCUAACGUUUUAUGCUUGGCAGUAGAAAACCACAUCAAUAUAGCAAUAUAUUACUCCAGUGAAAGCAGUAUCUUCUCUCUGAAGUCAAUUAUACGUUGAGAGUACCUAAAUAACAAAUACAGAUAGAGGGUAACAUCAUCAUCAUCAACAUCAUCCUGUUACAUUUGUAAGAAAGAAGCAACAGCGAUGGAUCGUCCGAGCUCUGAAAAAGUCAUGGAGCUUUGCCUCCUCAAAACAUUACGUGGGAAAGCCCCCACAAAAUAAAAGAAAACAUAAGUUGAUUCAGUCAAUGCAAGGUCAGAGUUGUAGCCCCAUCCAUGACAAACAUGUGGCAAACUUAGAAGACGCUUAAACAGUAAACUUACCACAAGCAAGUCCGGUGGUCACAUGUGAGAUCACCCUCUUAGUAGACUAACCGAACAAUGAAUGGUUUAAUCUUAAUUGGAAACAUGAAUAAAAUGAUUUAUCCUAUCAUAGAUAUCCUUGUCCUAUCAAAGAUAUCUCUCUUACGAUUCCAUAAUGAAGUGGGAACCCUUCAAGAACAGUAAGCCUAAACUCUGUUAACAUUCUUCCAGCCCUCAACCUUCAAACUCUCUUCAUAGUUAUUCUCCAUAAUCUCCAACUCUCAGCCUCGACUGGUGAAUCAACCUCCUCAGCAACCAUUCUCUUUCCUCUAUACUUUUAUAUUGUUAAGCCCUGUAGCAACAUUAACUAAAUAAUAAUAGAUACCAUACCUUCAUCAGUACACAGUAAAAAAACAGUAACAGCUCCUUCAUGGGCAUCCCAACUAUGUCUUUGGUUUUCAUUUUGUUGGCUGUCAUGCUUCAGCAGAUGAUACAGGGAUCUCAAGAACCAGCAUGCCAUAUGAAUGACUUAACGGCCCUCAAGGGUUUCGCCAAAUGUUUAGAACCGGAUAUUGGCGGGUGGAACUGGAGCAGCUCCAAUUGCUGCUCAUUUACAGGCAUCACUUGUGACAAUUCCUCUGAUAUAUAUGGAAGAUUGGUCGGGUUAGAGCUUGGGAACAAAAGACUCACAGGCACAAUAUGUGAGAGCUUGGUUGGAUUGGAGCAACUCAGAAUCCUGAACCUCUCGCUUAAUUCUCUCCAUGGUAAAAUUCCUGCCAACUUGUCAUUUUCGAACCUAGAAGUCCUUGACUUGAGUAACAAUUAUCUCGUCGGUCCACUUCCUUCUGCAAUUCAUUUACCAUCAAUUAAGUACUUGGAUCUCUCAAAGAAUUAUUUCUCUAGCUUCAUUAGCAUGCGAUUCUGCACAAGUUCAUCUCAUAUCCAAUAUCUUGAUCUUGCACAUAACUUCUUCGGAGAAGGUUUGAUAUAUUUGGAGAAUUGCACUUCAUUGCAGUAUGUUUUCCUUAAUGGAAAUGGUCUGUCAGACUUUCCUGAGAAUUUGUUCCUACAACAUCUCCGAGUUCUGCACCUUCAACAAAAUCAGUUUUCUGGGCCUCUGAGUUACGGAAUUGGGAACCUUUCUAACCUUGUUGAAAUGGAUAUCUCCUUGAAUGACUUUAGUGGAAGUCUUCCAGACGUUUUUGGGAGACUGAGAAAGCUAGAAUCCUUCUCUGCCAGCUCAAAUAGAUUAACUGGAUUAUUGCCUGCUUCAUUGGUGAAUUCGACUUCACUUUUGAGGAUUGAUCUGCACAACAACAGUCUUGACGGUCCGAUCAGAAUAAAAAUAAAUUGUUCUGCAAUGGCCCAAGUCACCUCACUUCGUCUCGCUUCUAACAAUUUCCAGGGGCCAGUUCCUGCUAGUCUAUCCUCUUGCCAGAGCUUGAGAGCUCUGGAUCUUGCACGCAACAAACUCGAUAGUGUAGUUCCAUUCGAGUUUAGAAAUCUGCACGCACUGGAAUUCCUCUCGCUUGGAAAGACCAGCAUCAAUAAUAUAUCCACAGCACUUGAGAUACUGCAACACUGCAAAAAUUUGACUAUAUUGGUCCUUCGUUUGAACUUUUACCAGGAAGAAAUGCCUAGCAAUGUGAAUCUGCAAUUCACAAGUCUUAAGGCACUUAUUAUUACAUUUUGUCACCUGAGAGGUUCUCUUCCAAUUUGGUUGAAUGGAUGUUCUAAAAUGUUGCAAUUGCUGGAUCUGUCAUGGAAUUCAUUGGGAGGUUCCCUUCCUUCUUGGAUUGGCAAGUUCGAAUAUCUCUUUUACUUGGACUUGUCUAACAAUUCCUUUUCCGGGGAGAUACCGGAAAGUUUAACCGGACUAGAAAACCUUGUCCACAAAACUGCUCUACUGAAAGAAUCAUCUGAACACUUCACACUGGUAAAAAGGAAAGAGCAAGGUAGGCCACGUUUGGCAUACAAUAAUUUAAGGAGCUUCCCGCCGAGUAUUGAUUUAAGUCAUAACAUGUUUAGUGGACCAAUCUGGCCAAGUUUUGGGAACUUGAAGAACCUUCAUGAUUUGUGUUUGGAAGAGAACAACCUUUCAGGAAGCAUUCCAGAGAGUAUAUCAGGGAUGACAAGCUUGGAAGUAUUGGAUUUGUCUCGUAACAAUCUCUCUGGCGAAAUACCUCAUUCUCUAGCACGUCUCAGCUUUUUAUCUGUAUUCAACGUAUCAUACAAUAGGCUUUACGGGGAUACACCCUCAGGAGGUCAAUUCAUGACAUUUCCUGAAUCAAGCUUUGACGGGAACCAGGCUCUUUGCCCUAGACUACUGGCACCAUGUCAAAGAAAACAGAUUCCUCCACUUGUGUCCCCUGGUAAAAAGAUGAAGAUUGUGGAUUGGAACUUUGGAAUUGGAGCUGCAACUGGUUUUCUUCUCACUGUCUUCUUUUGCUUCAAAUCAGGCUGGGUUUUUCCUAAAGGAAGGGUAUGCAGAUACUGA